CUUUGCUUAAAAUAUCAGAUAGUGUUUGUACAAUGCUCUAUUUGGUCCCAUCACUGCGUCUCUAAAGUCUGGAAACACUCAAAUCACAGCUGGCGCUAUUCCAUCUGAGGCUUUAUAUCAUCCAUUUGUCUUAUCUAUGGUUUCGUGUCAAAGAGUCCAAAAAGUACAUGCCAAAGGAUAUUUCAAAUGAUUCACCAAAUGUAUGAACCAUGACGCAUUUUUUCAAUCGAGUGCGAACAGUCCUUCGGAGAGGUAAACGGGGCUCGAUGUCGGUUGGUCCAAAAGCUUCGGGAUGGAAGCGACUCCCAUCUCAUGUCUUUGUGACGAUCCUAGCCUCCUGUGAUCUGAAGGAUAUUGGUUCUUUGUUUCUUUCCUGUCGAGCACUCCACGACCGGGUUUACAAGUUGGAAUUUGCCAUAGCAUGGGCAUAUAUUCAACUCCGAAAACAGAUGCAUCAUCAAAGCCAUUGUAUUGAUGGCGGCCUGUCCCCGGGUGAUGACAUUUCCUUCAUCUCUGAGUUAUUUCCUUCCCCGCCUCCCGAGUACAGCACAGGCAUGGCUCAUGACAACGCGGGUUAUUCUCUCGGAUAUCUCGGCGAUCUAAAACGAUGCUGGAAUACUUGCAUUCGACUCUCCCACCACCUGGCUGAUCAUGUGGUUGAACAUCACCUGGAUACCGAUGCAAUUGCCCAGCCUUUGUGGUCAUCUUCUAAGACAGAGAGAGAAGUUGUCUACAGUAAAGCCGUGGCUUCGCUUCAGGCCAAGCUUUUGUAUCCGAUAGCCUAUGCGGUAUUCUUUUUGGAAUCACUUGCAUCUUCUGACUCUGACUCUGACCACUCGGGUCACCACAAAAACAUGGCUUGUUCUAUUGAAAGACAGCAAUCAAUUCUUCGAAAAGCGCCUUUUGACGACACACUUAUAUUUCUGUCGACCCACCACUGUAUGCAGCUUCUAUUUUCGACGGUCCAGCGCUUGAUGGGCCCGGAAAUUCCCCAUUCCUCCGCCGGAAGCUGGUUGAGUAUCCUUCUCACCACUUCAACCAUGGAGAGAAUCCUCGACUUCUUUGUUUCCAUCACGAAGGACGACCAAAGAAAACAAAAUGGCGAGCAUGAUUCUACGUGGUCUCAUAGAAAGGAGUUUUUGUGGGCGAUGCGAAAGGAUCUGAACGAGUACAUGGCGUCUUUCAGUGAUCAUGGUGAACAAACAUUCGAGCCAAAGCUUAACCAUAUAUGGUUCCAAGCAGCACGCAAUGAGAUGGAUCGACGAGGAGCUAUUCCGCAUACUGUUAACUAUUCAGAAGUGCACGUUCUCCUCGGGUCUGUUGUGAAAUGGGAAUGUGAAUACUGCUAUGAUGUUUACGAUGAAUGAUAGCUCCGUGCAAUUAUUCGGCGAUAUAUCGAGUUACUUUUGACUGAAC
This is a messenger RNA of Penicillium samsonianum, 1416 nucleotides long. RefSeq lists its product as uncharacterized. Bases 210 to 1367 code for a protein of 385 amino acids. The transcript has 2 exons. Lineage: Eukaryota; Fungi; Ascomycota; Eurotiomycetes; Eurotiales; Aspergillaceae. The record is from RefSeq and is a predicted model, not a curated record.